AUGGGAUGAAUACAUAGAAGGAUUGUCGUACACCUUGAACAUAAGUGAUCCAAAAGCUCUUCCUGCAGAAAUCGGCUUCUCAUUCUCAAAAGCCUUUGAAUUUAGAUACAGAAACGAAGCAACAUCAGCUGAUCUUGAACUGAAGGGUCUGAAAAAUUCUACUGAGCAGUUUGAAAGCUUUGAAGAAAUGAAGAUGGUCUCGUGGUUCAAAAAGUCACCCCUCUCAGAGUAUAUGUCGGAGCACUGGAAGGAUGAUGAUUUUUUUGGUUACCAGUUGCUUAAUGGAGUCAACCCCUAUGUGAUCCAACGUUGCUUAAAGAUGCCCUCCAACUUCCCUGUAACUGAGGAAAUGGUGAAACCUUUUCUGGCCAAUGGAAGCUCUUUGACUGCCGAGAUAACGAAGGGCAAUAUAUUCAUUACUGAUUACAAGAUCAUGGAAGGUCUGCCUACAAGAGUUAUUGACGGUAAACCGGUAGCUGUGACUGCUGCUCUCUACCUGCUGUACCUAAAUCCAGAGAAGAAACUCCGGCCCAUUGCAAUUCAGCUCGGUCAGCAGCCCUCAGAGGAGACCCCGAUUUUUCUGCCGACCGAUCUGGAGACUGACUGGCUGCUGGCCAAGAUAUAUGUGAGGAAUGUAGAUGCCCUCUAUCACCAAUUGAUCAGUCAUUUGCAGAACACUCAUCUACUGGCAGAAGUUUUUACAAUGGCGACACUUCGCAAUCUCCCAAAGAUUCAUCCGUUGAAUAAGCUGCUGAUCCAGUUCUACAACGCAAUAAUCCAGUCGGUUCUGGUUUGGAUGAGCCACCAAACAGGUGGAAACCAGGCAGACGAGGCAGAGCAGGCAGACUGGGGAACCAGGAGGGUGAUCCAAACUGUAGGCACAGGAAGACAAGACAGUUUCCACAGACUGACCAUGACUGAGUACAAGCUAGAGGUCACAACAGGUGACAGGCAAAAUGCAGGAACAUGGGACCACAUAUUCAUCACCUUAUUUGGAACUGAAGGGCAGAGUGAGCGAACUGAGUUGGACAACUUUGGCAUCGACUUUACAACUGGGACAUUUGACUACUACUCCUGGGUGCCAAAUGGCUCAAUCCUGCUGCGCAAACCUCCUCCAACCACUAAGGGGCAGUCAAGCAUGAAAACUAUUUUGGAGACCCUCCCAGAUGUUGACUUGACAGUCCGCAUUGCAGCAAUGGUUUGGCUACUUAAUCAUAAGUACACUGACAUGAUUCUCAUGGGUUCAUACCCCGAAGAACGAUUCCAUGAGCCUGCUCCAAAGCAGAUGAUGAAGGAAUUUCAAGCAGAGUUGUCCGACCUCAGUGAAGCAAUUUCAACAAGAAACUUGCAGCUUGAAAUACCCUACAGAUACCUGAACCCUACUGAGAUCGAGAACAGUGUUGCUAAUUAGCUCAGCCUGAUAAGCCUUUUUUAUCUCUCUGUAUUAGGCAACAAUAUCAAUACCUUUUUAACACCUGUCUUGCAUGCUGGGUUGUUAGCUAAACUCUGGAAGACUAUACUGUAUCAUGUUAAGUCAGCCUAUGAUAGGGUACCUGUAUAUUUGUGUGAAUUAUAUUCUACAUAUACAUAUAUUGAGGAAUAACUUAAAUGAGCAGUUUAGGUAGCAAAUGCUGAUGUUCUCUCGAAAAAUGGUCACAGCAAAUUUCCACACACUUGUUAUUUGGAUAAAUUGACCACAUAUUGGGAAUCUAAAGGGUUAUUUCUAGCAUGUAAACAUAUUAGACCUAAAUAACGUGACAUAUAAUCAGCUUUUCUCUUGGCUCAAAAUUUUGCAAGACUCAUGGUACUCAAUCGUAAUGUACUCUGGGGCACUUCAUUAUUACCUCUUUAAUAUCAAACUAUUACCCCACUAUUGAUAUAUCAUACUAUACUAUAUAUAUGGUAUUACCGAGCUGUAACGUAAAGUGCUACAUGUUUUAGUUUUGUUUGUUAUUGCUCUUCUAUUUUCACCUUUUGCAUAUAACUGACUUAAGGCCAUUACUUCUAAACAAUAUCUUACAGGUGAAUGAGGGGUGCUGGGAAGGGAGGGAUGCAUCGCGCAUUUGUGAUUUGUAUUCAUUACGUGUAUAUUGAUAUGCUAUAACACUGCCCUGUGUAAUUAGUAUUGUCAUCAAGUCUAAACCGUGUAUGUCAAGUGUAUCAGACAUGUUUUUCUACCUGCACGUCUCACGCACUCAUUUUAAUCCAUCC
This is a messenger RNA of Anarrhichthys ocellatus (wolf-eel), 2211 nucleotides long. Its product is annotated as hydroperoxide isomerase ALOXE3-like. NCBI's taxonomy places the organism in Eukaryota, Metazoa, Chordata, Actinopteri, Perciformes, Anarhichadidae. The transcript is spliced from 9 exons. The record is from RefSeq and is a predicted model, not a curated record. Gene Ontology annotation, biological process: lipid oxidation. Gene Ontology annotation, molecular function: oxidoreductase activity, acting on single donors with incorporation of molecular oxygen, incorporation of two atoms of oxygen; protein binding; metal ion binding. The annotation marks the transcript as partial.